Magallana angulata is the source of this 2073-nucleotide messenger RNA. RefSeq lists its product as uncharacterized. The record is from RefSeq and is a predicted model, not a curated record. Lineage: Eukaryota; Metazoa; Mollusca; Bivalvia; Ostreida; Ostreidae. The transcript has 5 exons. Bases 261 to 1049 code for a protein of 262 amino acids.
AUAACUCGUGAAUUAGUUCUACCUAAUGAAGAGUCUCUUGCACAUAUGCAACUAAUUAAUUAUGCAUUAUUCAUUGUCAUUUGUCAACCAGUGUGUUUUCGCCUAGGGGGGAUGACGACGGACUAGAUAAUCUAUCCGGGUCAUUCACAAAACAAUUUUAAAGGUAACACGCAAUGUAGACUUCAAGGAAUGUGUCAAAGUGCGUUGUAACAGUGCACGUUAGAAAAGAAAUUCACUAAUCUAUAGGAAAAAAAAUCCUCAUGGCAGAAGAACCUAGUGAGAAUCCAGAACAUUUAUCAUUUAAGGAAAAACUUAAAAGAUUCCAAUAUAAAGAAGCCACUCCGUCGGGCUCAGUGAAGGAUAAUGGAAGACCAAACGGAAAGGAAAUAAUGGUUAAAGUUUUUCCAAACGCGAAGAGUCUACAAGCGAGAAGGGAUCAAGCAAUUCUUAAAGACGAUUUCUCUUCUGGCGGGUCGCGACGAACUCUAAAAAAGCAAGACAGCUGUGAAGUGUCAUCAGACUACUUGAGUGAUAUCGGGGAUGAAAUCAAGGAUUCGGAUUUUGUCGACGAUGUCUGUGAUUCAAAACGCUCUCCUGUUUCGGAGGAAAUCUUGACCAGCAGCGAUUCAUGCUCGAACAUUGAGGAUUCAAGUAAUAGGAACGAUAUUGCUAAAUGUACAUGCACCAUGGAACACGAGCUUGCCGUGGAUAGUGUAACCCCCCACCCGGUAUCUGACUGUCCCCGGGAUGAGACUGAAUUACAGAGAGAAGACAGUUCCGACCAAGCGCCGCUCCAGCCCCCCUACCCUGCUCCCCCCUACCCCCUGGUAGACGUUAAGUCCUUCACAGGCCGAUCGAUGAGCGUCGGGAGCUGCCCUCCCAUUGGUUUUGAGGGCCUCUGUGACCACCGCGCCCUUUCUAUAACCUAUCCGAGUUUAAGUUCGCAUAUAGGCGACACAAGCAACUACUCGUCCAAUUAUAUGAGUGAACCAAAGCUGAGAAUGCCUUUACCUGAUUUUGGCGGACUUCACUUAAAUAAAGACUCAUAAAAUUACACAUGAUUUGGGCACUAUUAUACGGUACCCUAGAUCGGCUUCAUGCUGUUAUUCUUCUGGGGAAAAACGUAUCAUCGGAGUUGGUGCAUGAGAAAUUUUAAUUAUGCACCGUCCUUGAAAAUCCUCUUUGAGAUGAAUUUUAAAUAUUUAUUGUCAAGUCGAUCGAAGAGGAAUGGUCAAUACUGGCAUCACUUCGCAAAAGGAUGGUAUCUUCUAUUGGUAUCUUUUUAAACAAUCUUGAUGUUUACCUAUAUUUGAAAACUGUUUUUAAAAUAAACAUGUUCAUAAUUUGAUUAUAUAAGUUGUUGAUCAUUUUGUGAUGAUCGUUAUUUUCAAAGCAGGUGUUGUACAGUACCUUUUUCCCAUAAUACAUGUAGCUUUUCCCCUUGGAAAACUAGCUAAAUAGUAGUCUUUCCCCCUGGGGGUAAAGACUACUACAUGUAUCUAGUAGACUUUACCCAUAGUUUCUCCCCCCGCGUUUUUUGAUCAGAUUUUAGAAAACAGUUUAUGGAAAGCCAUUCGGGAUGAAAAUCAAUGUUUUUUUCAUCACUAGGUUACAUAAACCAGCAUACAUCUGUACACCUAACGUGUGUUUUGUCAUUUAUUUAAUAUAGACAAGUUUUAAUUUGGUUCAUAUAAAAUACAGAAAACUUAGCGAACUGACGUAAUAAUUUUAUGUAUUCAUAAAGUAUAGCAUGUAAUGCAGUCACAUGCAAAAAUAUGUUUGCAAAUUAAAAAUGUCUUUAUACAAUUCAAAAUAUUUUUUUUUUCAAAUUAACUGAGCCGUUGUCCUUUUGGUCGUUUGUCUGAUCGUGCAAUCUCGUUUGGACAGUAUCACUGCUCUUGAGAAUAAAUGGUUUUACCUCAAAUGAAAGGCAAUUGGAGGAUGGAAGGGGUAAUAAAUUUUGCAAUCUUUAACCCCUUCUUCAAAAGAUACACACGAAGUUUAGUCAAGAUUUGCCAAGCUCGUUUGAAGAGGAGCUAAGCAUUUAUCACCCUUCAUUAUGAGUAAUUGCAU